CUUGGCCGGCAGCGGCCCGCGCCGUUUGAAACGGAGUGAGGCCGGGCCUCUGGGCGUUCCUGGCGAGCGGGGUGUUGCUGCCGCGCGUCUCCUCGGAGCCCAGAGAGAGCCGGUUUCCUUCUCCUCGUUCCUCUCGAGGCGGGCUGGCUGGCGGCAUUGGGUUAGAGGGCACUGAGGUAGGCGACGGCCCGCUGAUGAGCUCGGGGCCGCCCCGGCGCCGUCGCUCUGGGGCCCUGGGGCGCGGGCGUUCUAUUGCCGGGCACCCCACAGGAGCGGCCCCUGCCGUGGCUAAGCUGGUCCCCGCGGCGGGGCCCGGCCUGGCUGGGGCGGGCGGAGGGGCGCGAAGGCAGAGCACGGAGGGAUCGUAGCUGGGCCGGCUGCUCGACAGCUCCGGCGUCCAGAGGCAGGCGCCGCAGGGAGCUCGGUGCUGGAGAGCAGCGAGCGGCGGCAGCGCCGGGCCCGGGAGCGCUGAUUGCCCUCGAGGGUCUGAUCGCUUUCCAUCAAACUAUCUCAAACUCGAUCUGCCGAGUCUUGGCUACUGUGUUGAGAUCUGUCCCCAUAGCUUAGUAGCUCGAGUCCUCUGUGCUGUCAAGGCCUGGCAGUUGUGAUUUCUUUAGAUUUCGUUGGUCGUUGGACAGCGAGGGAAGUUUUGUGUUUUCGUUGCAUACGUGCCAUCGCCAUUCCGGGCACCUUGCCCAUUGCGUGGGACUUGCGAAAUAACUGAGCUGUAGAUGUGAUAUCAGUGGAAUAUAGGAUGUGGACUUGCUCUAAAAGUGCUGCUGCUGAAGACGAGCUUGCAAAUUUACAGUCGCUAUGGAAUCAGCUGAGGACAACUGAGAAAAACCUGCAAACUGUAGAGGAAGAGCUUUCCAGCACAAGUGAACAUUAUGGGCACUGCUUUGAUGAGGCUGUAGACUGCAAUCUGGAGCACUGUGGUCAGCCUAAUCGCAACCAUGAAGGCUUCUCCAACUCUAAGAAGAGUGGUGUUAACACAUCUUGCCAGAAUUGUCAAAGAAAACACAAAUUUUACUCAGAGUGCACAACUUCAGAUAAAACUGUGGAAGAAAACAAACAUCUUAAGGAGAAACUGGAAACUCUUCAUGAGCAAAAUACAUCUUUGGCUUCUCAGAACCACUACCUAAAAGCCAGAGUGGAAACAAUGGACUUUGAAUUGGCACAAUCAAAAAUAAGAAUUUCUUAUCUUGAAUCGACUUUAGGUACACAUUUAGUCAGCAUUCCAAAGUUAAAAGAACAGAUUGUAAGCCUGGAAGCAGAAGUCUCAGCUCGAGAUGAAAUUCUGAGGAAUGCAGAAGACAAACUAGAGCAAAGCCGGAAAACAGGAAUGGAAAGAGAAAACAUGUUGCAAAGAUAUAAAAAAGACUAUAAAAACCUGAAAAUGGAGUUAAUUGAACAGAGCAAGCAAGGAAAGAGAGCAGAACAGCAAAGAAAUGAGGCCUUGUUGAAUGCAGAGGAGCUGACGAGAGCUUUUGAAAAGUAUAAAGAGAAAAUAACUGAAAAAUUAGAAAAGCUUGAAACUGAAGAAAUAGUCUUGGGAAAACGUGUAAUGAAUUGUGAAAAAGAAAAGGAGAAGUUGAAUGAUAAGUGCAUCAGCUACAGAAAGGCUCUCGACAUCCUUGAAGCGCAACUGAGGCAAUUAAAGGAAGAGAAUCAUAGCACAAAAGAAAAAAUCAAGACUCUAGAAACAAAGAAUACUGAAAUGGUAUCAGUGCUGACUCGAUCUGAUCAGAAGAUUGUUGAGCUUGAGAGUAAACUCAGUGAAAGUGAAACAAUACUUACAGAGAAAAAUGCUUUAGUAAGUGAAAAUGCAGACCUGAGGACACUCACUGCACAGCAACAAACCCACUUGAAAUUAUGUCACCAAGAAAUCGAGGAUUUGAGGGAAGAGCUCAACAUACUAGAAGCUGUUAUUUCACAGUUGUCUCUAGGUACAUCUGAAGAGUUUAAAUGGCACCACUUGAAACACCAGCUAUCAAGUUCCUCUACAAAAGAAGCUCUCUUUGAAUCUCGUGAACCAAACAAACCUUUGAUGGCAGACCUCAGCAUUAAACUGGCUAGAAAUGAAGCAGAAAUUCAAAAUCCUUGUGCAAACCCAACUAUCUAUAGUGGCACUGAGCAUGUUUCUAGUGCUAAUGAAGGACAAGAAAAUAGCAGGUUAUGUGGCGUGGAAACAGAGCCUGUCAAACUGAUCAGAAGUCAAGGAGAGAGGAGGAAAUAUCUACAUCUGGAAUGUAUCAGUCAACGAUUUGAGAAGGAGAGACAAAGAUUCCGGAAGGAGAUAGAAGAGUUACACACUAAACUGACAAGAGCAGAUGAUGAGAAUUCUUCUUUGAAGAUCAGCAUGGCUCAGAGAGACAGUCAGUUUCAAAUCAUACAGGAAGACCUGUUGAAGGCAGCUUCAAAAAGUAGUAGCUUAGAGAGACAAAUAACAAAGAAAUCUUUUCAGUUGCGUGCACUUGAAAAACAGUUGGAAGAAAAGACUAUUGCUUAUUCCACUGCUGCAGCAAGGAAUACUGAGUUGGAACAGGAACUCAUGGAAAAAAACAGAUGUAUUCAUGAGUUGGAAACAGCUGUCACUGAAGUACAUGAGCAAAUAACUUCUGCUUUUGAAAAAGAAAAGUUAGUUCACCUUGAGCAGCACAGAGAGAGAGAGAAACAGAUGGAACUGCUUCAGACACAGCUAGAGAAGAAACAUCAACAGUUCAUUGAACAGGAGAAAUUAGUAUCUAUUUUGCAACAAGACAUUACACAUAAACAGCAUCACAUUGAAUCAUUGGAUGGGCUGCUGAUGGAAAGCAGGCAGGAACUAGAAAAUGAAAAUGUCAAGAAAGAUCAAGGAUUGAAGAUGCUGAAAAGUAGGUUAACAGAAGAAGCAAUGAAAGUAUCCAGUUUGGAACAAAAGCUUCAGAAGCAGAAAGCAUAUUCAGAAGAUGAGUUAAGAAAGGUAGAGGACAAACUUUGUCUAGCUGCUCAGGAAGCAGAUUUAAGCAGACAGAAGGUGGAUGAACUUAAUAGUAAAAUCAGACAAAUUACAUCAGAGCUGGAUCAGUGCAAGAGUGAACUUACUGGUAUGGAAAAAGAAGUAGUGCAGUUAAAACGAGCUGGUGAAGACAAAGCAAUGCAGAUAAAUCAGUUGGAUAUUACUUUGGAAGAAGCACGGUCAGAGCUCAAUGAAAAGGCAAAUAAGGUGAACGAUUUGGAGGAUAAGCUGCGUCAAAGUGAGACUUGCCAGCGGGAAGCCUUACAGAAGAUAAUAGAACUAGAAUCUGCAUUACAGAAUGGCCAUGGAGAAUUAAAAACAGCUUUAACACAGCUUCAGGAAUUACAAGAUGCAUUACAGACUGCACAGUCCUCUCUGGAGGAGAAGCAUAUUGCUAUCAUGGAUCUAACAACUGAGCUCAGGUAUUGCAAGGGAGAAAUUGAAGAGAAAAACCAAGAACUCCUUGACAUGGACCAUGCAUUGAAAGAAAGGAAUUGGGAACUGAAACAAAGAGCAGCUCAGAUUGCACAGUUGGAUGUGACAGUUCAUGAACACAAGGGACAAAUGGAACAAAAAGUAAUUCAACUACAGUGCAAUUUAGAGAAGUCAGAGUUAGAAAUUAAGGACUGCAAUAAACAGAUCAACAGCUUAGAGAAGAAACUCCAGCAUUCUAAAGAUGAGCUUCGUGAAAAAGAGUUUGAAUUGCUCCAGAGAGACCAAGAAAUAAGUCAGUUGAAGAAAAAAAUUGAAAGAAAGCACCAAGCGUAGAAUCUCUUGAAAAGGAAUGAGAAUUCUUUGGGCUGGUGAAUGGAAGCAUAUAGACAGAACACAGAAGAUGGCUAACUUUACUUUAUGAAUGAUAUACAACUCUUUGGUUUGGGGCAUGAAUCAAUCACUGCAAGUACAAAUGCAAUCUGAGAUAAACAGGCUUUUUGCAGAAGUGAGUUGAUUAAAAGAUGCCAACUAGAGGUAAACACCAAACCUGAAAUUGCUUUUGCUAUUUUGAUUAUGCUGCAUUUCUGUGUUAUUUCUUUUUUUGCUUCUGCAGGGGGGUUGGACUAGAUGAUCUCUAAAGGUCCCUUCCAGCCCUCCCAUUCUAUGAUUCUAUGAAUUAACAUUAGAAAAACCCCAAACCCGAAGAACCAAAAAACAAAACCCCAAACAUACUGUGUUUGGCUGCAUUUAUUUAUUUAUGUUCCAGAAAAUCCAGAAUCCUUACAUUACACUUGAUAAGAUCUUCCUCAGUUUGCAUUGGUAGAAAUCAUAGGGUUUUUCACCUCUUGAUAACUUGAUACUGUUGAUGGGGAUUUUACAAGCAGUCUCUGAAUUGUCAGAAACUUGUUGGGAAGUUAAUGAUGCAGUUCAACAUGAAGCCUAAAGGCUUACACACAGGACACAAAAGACAUUGCUCCUUUAAAUUAUAUAAACUUUUUCUAGGGAUUGGUAUGUGAAGAUUUCUUCUCAAAAGACUCAGCAUAUUUGCCUACAGCUGCUAGAACUUAAAGUGUGUUGCAAAAUUCAUAAAUGACGCCGAUUUUGAAAGGAAAUGCACUUCAGUGACAAGAUCAAUGAACAAAAAUGCAUUAAUAAGUGCAGUCUAAGGGUCAGAAUUUGAGAAAGAAGUCAUAGGUUUGAGACCUGCAGCUAGUUUUCUUGAAUUUCAAACAUAAAUCUUAAUAAUGACAAGUAUCAUCUGGGUAUAAAUAGGUUAAGAUAUGUUAAA
Colius striatus (speckled mousebird) is the source of this 4721-nucleotide messenger RNA. RefSeq names its product coiled-coil domain containing 18 (gene CCDC18). Bases 755 to 3766 code for a protein of 1003 amino acids. The record is from RefSeq and is a predicted model, not a curated record. Lineage: Eukaryota; Metazoa; Chordata; Aves; Coliiformes; Coliidae. The transcript has 23 exons.